Molecule: messenger RNA, 956 nt
Organism: Tricharina praecox
Lineage: Eukaryota; Fungi; Ascomycota; Pezizomycetes; Pezizales; Pyronemataceae
Exons: 4
Coding region: 183-812 (209 amino acids)
Source: RefSeq, a predicted model, not a curated record
AUUAUUUUUUGUCUGUUAUUUCCCUCUCGGGACCAAGAGCGGAAGCUGAUCACAACACUUCUCCAACGGCCACUCUGGAAGGAAAUUUGCCAAGGUAAGCGCAACCGCGAGUCCGCGACCCAUCCACACACACACACACACACACACACGCUCAACGUCAGGUACAAAGUGUCUGCCCGAGUAUGUAUGAGGUAUGCGCUUGCUGUCACUUUGCGCCUGACGCCUGUAUCUGCAAUCUGUCCCUUGUGCACUUCCAUUCCACCGGUGACCGGCGAGCGGCUUGCAAGCGGAAGCUGAGAAGCGCUGUGCCGCCUGAUGCCGUGGCCGACGACGGAAGGAGGGUCCGUGGGCGAAAAAUAGGGGUCGUCCGUGCCGUGAGGUACAUGAUGGUACAUAGCUUCCUAGCCCCGGGCCGGGGCCUAGCUACUGGACUCCACUGCCAGUCCAUACUCAAAGCUUCAGGGUCCAGCCUAGCGAGGCGCAAAGAUGCGACGGGGUCCGGUUUCCAGCCCCAUCGUUCCCACACAAGCACCGACAACCAUGUCGUAUGUGGGACAUUGGCUACUCGGUCCUGUGUUGAAACCGAGGCUUCGGAGCUGGCAUGGGAGAGCGAAAAAGAGCGACGUGUCAAGCGCAGCCGACCAGCCCGAGCAUUCAUGCGGCAAGGGAGAAUUCUGAUACGAAGGGGGAUGCGAAGAUUGAAACGAGAGCACUGUCGUGGCAUCGCUUACGGCGGUUUCGGCGACAGUUCAUCGCGUCCACAAAGAGAAGAAAGUGAUCGUCUAUCGGAAAACCCUAUGUGGCAUCGGUAAUCUAGGAGGCUAAUAAUCGCGCAACAUGGAAACAUGGAAGUUGAGAUGGCUGGCAGCCUACUGAGCCUUCUUUGCGAACAGGUCAUUCCACACCGAAAUCACCCUCGCCCGGUGUGAUCUAUGAUUCGUCUCACUACAGCACUG